Molecule: messenger RNA, 1992 nt
Organism: Miscanthus lutarioriparius
Lineage: Eukaryota; Viridiplantae; Streptophyta; Magnoliopsida; Poales; Poaceae
Source: the annotation of a GenBank genome assembly
AUGAAGAACGCCGGGGGAGUGGGAGUCGUAGCAUUCGCGGCUGCAGUAGUUGCCACUGCCACGCUGCUGCCGCCGUUCGGCGCCGCGGCGACACCGGGCAGCAGCAGCAGCUGCACCAGGACCUGCGGGAACAUCAGCAUCCCGUACCCGUUCGGCGUGGAGCCCGGCUGCUACCACGCCGCCGGCUUCAACCUCUCCUGCAGGUACGGGGAGAGGGAGGGCUCACCGGACCUACUAUUCCUCGGCGACGGCACCGUGCAAUUGCUCGAGAUCUCGGUGCCACGCAGCACGGUGAGGAUCAACAGCACCGGCCUGGUGCUCCGUCCAGAUCGCAGUCCUAAGGGGCUCCCGGCCACCCUAGACUGGAUAAUUGUUAACAACUCGCCGUGUCCAACAAAUGUGUCCGCCCCCGAAUGUCGCAGCAACCACAGCAGCUGCCAAAGCUCCCAUGGUGGGUAUCGGUGUCAAUGCUCAGAUGGUUAUCAAGGCAAUCCUUAUGUUUCAGGUGGAUGCCAAGAUAUCGAUGAAUGCGAAUCUCCAGACAUUUACGUUUGCUAUGGUGAUUGCAAGAACACACAAGGAAGUUUUGUGUGCCAAUGCCCUAAUGGCUAUACGGGCAACGCUUCAAUGCCAAAUGGAUGCAGAGACAUAGACGAGUGUGAGAACCCGGAAGCACACUCCUGCUGUGGAAUCUGCAAAAAUUUACCAGGAAGUUUCGGUUGUCUAUGUCAUGAUGGAACCUAUGGGAAUCCUUUCACAAAAGGUGGAUGCAUCACAAUCAAGAAAUCCUUUACAGGUUUAAGCAUUGGGCUAGGAGUAGGUGGUGGUACAAGUCUUCUGCUUCUAGCACUUGGUGGUCCCAUCAUAAUGCGUAGAAUAAAACAACGGAAGGUGAAGAAGAUGAGACACAAAUUUUUCAAAGAAAAUCAUGGCUUACUAUUGCAGCAGUUAAUAUCACGAAACACAGACAUUGGUCAACGGAUGAUAAUUACCUUAAGGGAUCUAGAAAAGGCUACAGAUAAUUUUGAUAGAGCUCGUAUAGUUGGUGGUGGAGGACAUGGAGACGUGUUUAAAGGUAUUCUAGAUCUGCAAGUUGUGGCAAUCAAGAAAUCAAAGAUAGUAGUUCAAAGAGAAAUCAAUGAUUUCAUAAAUGAAGUUGCAGUUCUUUCUCAAGUGAAUCAUAGAAAUGUGGUGAAGCUCUUGGGAUGUUGCCUUGAGUCAAAAGUCCCUUUGCUAGUUUAUGAGUUCAUUUCAAAUGGAACCCUUUAUAACCAUCUUCACGUUGAAGGACCAAGAUCGCUAUCAUGGGAAGACCGGAUGAGGAUUGCAACAGAAGUCGCCAAAGCACUAUCAUAUCUACAUUCAUCUGCUUCAAUGCCAAUAUUUCACAGAGAUGUCAAAUCCUCCAACAUACUUCUUGAUGGUGCUUUAACUGCAAAGGUAUCGGACUUUGGAGCUUCUAGAUAUAUCCCGAUUGAUCAGACAGGAGUGGUUAUAGCAGUUCAAGGAACAUUUGGCUACUUAGAUCUGAUGUACUACUACAUAGGCCGGCUAACAGACAAAAGUGAUGUUUUCAGUUUUGGUGUUGUUCUUGUAGAACUACUUACUCGAAAGAAACCAAAUAACUAUCACUCUAUUGAUGGUGGUAGUCUUGUUUCACAUUUUGUCUCACUUCUAGUAGAAGGAAAAGUAGAUGACAUAAUAGAUCCUCAAGUCUUGGAGGAGGAGAAGGAUAGAGAAGUCCAAGAAGUGGCCACACUAGCAUCAAUAUGUACAAAAUUGAAGGGAGAAGACAGGCCUACAAUGAGGGAAGUGGAGAUGACACUCCAAAAUUUUCUUGUUAAAAGGAGCCAGGUUGCAAAUACCCAAAGUAGUCAUGAUGCGGAUAAUACUAUGGCUCACUACAUGUCAACUGAACGAGCUAAUAACCAAGCAAGUAGGCAAUACACCAUGAAAGAGAACAUGUUGUUGUCAGCGAGCUUUCCACGAUGA